UCGUUUUUCAUCUAAAUGGUAAGGUUAGUUUUUAAUCCAAAAGGUUGGUGAGAGUUGGGAGAGGAAGUUGUCAAUGGAUCCUUACUCCGAGGAAAGACUAACCCAAGAGGUCCUCCAUCUUCAUGCUCUCUGGCACCGAGGCCCGCCGCCGAGGAACCCUAUACCCACUCACAACCAUUCAUCCACCCCCCUCGCCAAUCCCAUUCCCUCCAACAAGAGACCCAUAGGUCCAGAUAAGCCAAAGAACAAGAACAAGAACAAGAAAAAAACCACGCCCCGACCCACCACAACCACAAGACUCCGCCCCAACUGGCCCUGUCCCCAGCCGCUUCAAAAUCAGCCCUCCACCUCAUCUUGGUGGCCGCCAAUUCAGCCCGUUCCCACUCCCGCAGCUCAGCCUGUAUCGUCUGAAGACCGACAAAAUCUUGCAGCAUUGCAAUUGCAAGACGAGGGUUCCGAUGCCUGCCGGGAAUUUUUUGCUAGAAAUGCCGAUUCAGAGAGUGACGAAGAAGAAGAGGAGGAGGAGGAAGAUGAUUGGGAAAUGAUGGAAAGUAAAGAGUAUAAAUUCUUUUUGAAGAUGUUCGUGGAGAAUGAAGAACUUAGGGUUUAUUACGAGAAGAAUUGUGAAAGCGGGUUGUUUUGUUGCUUGGUUUGUGGUGGAAUGGGGAAAAAGAAAUCUGGGAAAAGGUUUAAGAACUGUCUUGGGCUUGUUCAACAUUCGAUUUCGAUAUCGGGGACGAAGAAGAAGCGAGCCCAUAGAGCUUUUGGUCUGGUUGUAAGCAGGGUUUUUGGUUGGGAUGUUGAUCGACUUCCAACGAUUGUGUUGAAGGGCGAGCCACUUAGUCGAUCAUUAGCCAAUUCAGGAGACUUGAAGGUUCAGCCAGAGGAAAUUCAUGUUGAUAAUAAGUAUGAAGUGGUUUCGGUGAAUGUCAAUGAGGAUGAACAGAAAUUGGAGGAAGUAAAGACAGCUGAAGAUCCUACUUCUAAUUCCAAAGAUUUGAUUUCUGGAGAGGUAACGAUUUUGAGAGCAUGUAAAGAAUUUAAUGGAGCUUUCUUUGGAUCUAUGAACGAUGAUGAUGCUAGUGAAAAGGAGUUAAUGGAUGGAGCUGAGGAGAGCGAAGAGUUCAAAUUCUUUCUGAAGUUGUUCACCGAGAAUGAAAACUUGAGAAGAUAUUAUGAGAACCACUAUGGCGAUGGAGAAUUUACCUGUUUAGCUUGCAAAUUAGCAGGAAGGAAAAUGAAGAGUUUUAAGACAUGUAGCCGCCUUCUCCAGCAUUCUACUCAUCUAGGGAAGAACAAUACACAGAAUCAGGGUCAGAAGCCUCAGAAAACUGAAGUGUUGAAAACGGGAAUGCUGGCUCAUAGGGCAUAUACUUUAGUUGUAUGCAAGGUUCUUGGGUGCGACAUUGAAAUGCUUCCUGCAAUCGUGUUAGAAGGCGAAGCUCUUGGUCGUUCCUUAACGAAGUCAGACGUGUCAAAGUUGCAGGACAAAUCUGUUGGCAAAAUGCAGUCUAGUAAUACGGAUGAUAUCGUUGAAGAUGACUCCGUCUUGGAGGGUGUUAAAUAAACUGAUUCUAUGAAGGUUGAUCGCAAUGGUGAAGUUACUUUGAAGGAUGGUGCUCUGGAUUUUGUAAUGUGAGGUGUUAAUGAGAGUUAAGAACAUAGAUAUGAUUUGAUUAGGUAACAGCGUUAAUAGUAAAAUCUGCCUUCAGCAAAGUUUGAUGAAGGUCGUUUUGUGACAUUUUGGCUGUUUAUGAGAUUAUGAGAUGUAGGCCUAUUCAAAAGAAAAUCAUUUUACCAAUUUUGUCCCUUUUCCUUUA
Cucumis sativus (cucumber) is the source of this 1820-nucleotide messenger RNA. RefSeq lists its product as uncharacterized. The transcript has 4 exons. The coding region runs from base 74 to 1567 and encodes 497 amino acids. The record is from RefSeq and is a predicted model, not a curated record. Lineage: Eukaryota; Viridiplantae; Streptophyta; Magnoliopsida; Cucurbitales; Cucurbitaceae.